This is a messenger RNA of Fusarium musae, 1266 nucleotides long. RefSeq lists its product as uncharacterized. Bases 1 to 1266 code for a protein of 421 amino acids. The transcript is spliced from 4 exons. Gene Ontology annotation, molecular function: FAD binding; monooxygenase activity. The record is from RefSeq and is a predicted model, not a curated record. NCBI's taxonomy places the organism in Eukaryota, Fungi, Ascomycota, Sordariomycetes, Hypocreales, Nectriaceae.
AUGACUUUGAGGGUUGGAAUUAUUGGCGCGGGCAUCGGUGGCUUGAGCGUCGCUGUCGCUCUUCGACGAACAGGCGCACAAGUUGAGGUCUUUGAGAGAUCCAACUUCAAAGACGAAAUCGGCGCCGCCAUCACCAUCACCCCAAAUGGAAUGCGCGUCCUUCAACACUUCGGCUUUGAUCCCAAGACGGCGUGCGGUGUGCAAAAUAAGCAAAUGCGUAUGGUACAUCCGCAGACCCUUGAGGAUCUUGUCGUCGAGAACUUUAGUCAGGUUGAAGAUGACUAUGGUGCAACAUUCAUGUUCUUUCAUCGAGUAGAUCUUCAUACUGCGCUGAAAGAAAUGGCUUUGUCGAGUGAUGAACGGUAUCCAGGUCCCCCGGUGGUGAUUCAUAAUGGACAUUCUGUUACGAGCCUUGAUUGUGAGAAAGCCAAGAUUGUGUUGGACAACGGAGAGAUUUUUGAGAAAGAUCUUAUUAUUGUUGCUGACGGCGUUCGAACUAAACUUAUCGACCAAAUCUCCCAAAAGGACGUCUCUCUCGAAGAUAUCGGCUACUCAUUCUAUCGCUGUCUAAUCCCCUUCUCCGAAAUAAACAAAAACCCCGACCUCGAAGCCAUCUUCAAGAACCAAGAUCCAGGUUUCUGGGUCCCCUUCGAUCUAUCUACAGCAACGUUCCUCGUCACGUAUCCCUGCCGCGAUGGAAAGAUGCUCAACGUUGCGUUUCGUCACAAGACUAAAGCGGAGAAUGAGCAUGCAGUUGAUUGGAACACUGACACAAAUGUUCAAGACAUCACUGCCAUGGUCGGGGGGUUUAAUCCGCUGGUGGCUAAGCUGUUUAGCUUAUCAGCGAGUGUUUCUGUUCAUAAGCUGUUUCGAAGGGAGCCACUUGAGACGUAUACUCGCGGGAGAGCGGUGAUAAUUGGUGAUGCUGCACAUCCAAUUCAGCCAACUCAUGCACAAGGCGCAGUUCUUGCGAUUGAAGAAGCAGCAGCGCUCGAAGCUCUAUUCAAAGACAUGCAGAACCCAGAAAAGGUCGAGGAACGUCUUAGCUUAUACAAUGAUAUUUUGAAGCGUCGCAUCCAUGUUACUCAACUGCUUUCUGAUGCGCAACCCGGAAUAUCCAGUGUGCUACGAAAGCGAGCUGAAGAUAUCUGGGGAGAAGGCAUCUUUCCUCCUGAAGCGAUGAACUUUACGAAGCCGAUUCGGGACUUCUUUUAUGCUUGGGAUGUCAUGGAAGAGGCGGAGAAUGUUUUGGCACGUGCGGCAUAG